Phycomyces blakesleeanus NRRL 1555(-) is the source of this 714-nucleotide messenger RNA. RefSeq lists its product as hypothetical. Gene Ontology annotation, biological process: translation. Gene Ontology annotation, cellular component: cytosolic large ribosomal subunit; ribosome. Gene Ontology annotation, molecular function: structural constituent of ribosome. The record is from RefSeq and is a predicted model, not a curated record. The transcript has a single exon. Lineage: Eukaryota; Fungi; Mucoromycota; Mucoromycetes; Mucorales; Phycomycetaceae. The coding region runs from base 244 to 639 and encodes 131 amino acids.
ACGGCAUUGUAUUUAAUAUUGGUCGAAUGGAAUUUUGGAAAUUUUUGGAUAAACCCUCCCUUUCUUAUUUUUCUUUUUGUUUUCGUUUUGUAUACAAUCUCAUCAACUACAUAAUAUAUACUUAAUUUGUAUAAUAUUUCCAACAACCUCCGCGACAAAAGAACAAUAUAAUCAAUUGAUGAAUGGAAUUGAAUUGAAUUGAAUGGAAUGAAUUAAUGAAUUAUUUUAUUUUAAUAGUAAAUAAUGGUUACUCCUGCCGUUAAGCACACCAUCGUGAAGAAGCGUACUGCUACUUUCAAGCGCCACCAGUCCAACCGCUUUAUGCGUGUUGGUGAGUCGUGGAGAAAGCCCAAGGGUAUUGAUAACUGCAUGCGCAGACGCUUCAAGGGUAGCUCUCCCAUGCCCAAGAUCGGCUAUGGUUCGGCCAAGAAGACCCGCAACUUGUUGCCCAACGGCUUCCGCAAGUUCACCGUCUCCAAUGUCCGUGAGCUCAGCCUUUUGUUGAUGCACAACCGCACCUACGCUGCCGAGAUUGCCCACAACGUCUCUUCCAAGAAGCGUGUUGCCAUCAUUGAGCGUGCCGCCCAGUUGAACGUCAAGGUUAUCAAUGCUGGUGCUCGUCUCAGAUCCCAGGAGUAAAAUAAAAAUGGAUAAAUAAAAAGGUGUAUAUAUGUAUAUAUCUUUGUCUUUAUUUAUUUAUCUAUUUACUUUAUG